AUGUAUGUCCCCGAUAUUCAGAAGAUCGCCACUGCAGGCCUGGCUCUCGCUAGCGUCAAAUUAACUGGUGACACCGUUUCCAAAGGCGAAGUGCUUGACUACGCAGUGGAGAAAUGCCUCGAUAGCGAUGGGAACAUCCGCUGCUCCAAGCCCUUCCCCGUGAAGAGGGACGCCUGCUACAAGCUGGAGUGGUCAACGGACGGCACAUUCUCUCACACGACCGUCGAGGUUCGAGACGCCGGCAGUGGCGAGAUGGUGUAUUACAGAGACACAAAUGGAGAAUGGAAGCCCGGGAAGAAUGAGCUCGUGUACCUUGACUUCAAGCCCAAGGUCUGGGGGACCGGAAAUGACACAGUCAAUUACCAAGUCAAGAAGUGCGAGAAGGAUGACGAAUUGUAA
Metarhizium album ARSEF 1941 is the source of this 399-nucleotide messenger RNA. RefSeq lists its product as uncharacterized. The transcript has 2 exons. The coding region runs from base 1 to 399 and encodes 132 amino acids. Lineage: Eukaryota; Fungi; Ascomycota; Sordariomycetes; Hypocreales; Clavicipitaceae. The record is from RefSeq and is a predicted model, not a curated record.